Messenger RNA from Trachymyrmex cornetzi, 764 nucleotides. RefSeq names its product SKI/DACH domain-containing protein 1. The coding region runs from base 34 to 738 and encodes 234 amino acids. The transcript has 2 exons. Lineage: Eukaryota; Metazoa; Arthropoda; Insecta; Hymenoptera; Formicidae. The record is from RefSeq and is a predicted model, not a curated record.
AUUUGAAGCGACACGAGUCAACUGUCAAACGACAUGGAGGAGUCCGCGCAAGUGAUCGAUUUGACCGAGCACCAACAGCAUCAUCAUCAAUAUCAUCACUAUCAUCAUCAUCAUCAUCAUCAUCAUCAUUAUCAUCAUUGUCAUCAUCAUCGAGGUAGAACACCCGUGGGUGAGAUUGGUGACGACGAGUGCAGCACCGACAGUGGAUGCAGCAGCAGCGAUGGAAGUACCGGAAGCGGCGAACGUCUAUCGCAACGCGGUAGCGGUGAACGUUUGUGCAGAUCCAGGUCCUCUCCGAGAACGCAUUGCUACCCAGAGCGGCUGCGAGGACGAAUGACACGAUCGCAGGAGCGGCUUAGCACUAGCGUGCAGAGAUCGUCGGAGCGCACUUGGAGCUUUCCCGAAGACGUCAGGAGUCUACCUCGUGGUGGUACCUCACCCUCAUCCUAUUCCUCCAGUCCUUCGGAUGCUCACAGCAGCAGCGAUAGCGACUCCCUUAAGAGGCCCUCCACAGCGGAGACUCUACGACGAGCCUUUCAAAGUCUCAAGAUUACCUCAUCCAAGUGGGAUAACAAGAAGGAGAAGAAGCACGCGAAGAAGAGCCCGAAGAGGAUUUUGCGCAGCCCGGUGCCCUAUAUAUAUGUCCGAGGACCAUCCGGUCUACCCACUCAAAGGAUUCCCCGAAACUCCGGUUUUCAGCAGAAAACUAUACAGCCGCGCUCCUGUCAAGAUCUUUAAUCGAUUACACACACACACACACACAC